Balaenoptera musculus (blue whale) is the source of this 1696-nucleotide messenger RNA. It is a transcript of the gene MXRA7, whose product is annotated as matrix remodeling associated 7. The transcript has 4 exons. The record is from RefSeq and is a predicted model, not a curated record. Lineage: Eukaryota; Metazoa; Chordata; Mammalia; Artiodactyla; Balaenopteridae. Bases 27 to 608 code for a protein of 193 amino acids.
GCGGGCACUCGGGCGGCCGCGGCGCGAUGGAGGCGCCGGCCGAGUUGCUGGCCGCGCUGCCCGCGCUGGCCACCGCGCUGGCGCUGCUGCUUGCCUGGCUGCUGGUGAGGCGCGGGGCGGCCGCGAGCCCCGACACCCCGGAGCCCGCGCCCCCGGAGUCCACGACCCCGGCCGAGGCAAGCGGGACGCCCGCGCCGCUCGGCCCCUGCGCGGCGGAGCCGGCGGCCGCGCCCGAGGGGCCGGGGGAGCCCACGCCGCCGGACGAAUCCGCGCCGCCGGAAGAGUCCGCGGCGGCGCCGGCGGAGGCGGAGGAGCAGGCCGCCGAGGAGAGGCAGGAAGAGGAGCAGGAGCUGGAUGGCGUGGAGGGUCCACCCCUGGCAGGGCCUGAGGAAGAAGACGGGGGAGAGGCCUUCUUCAAAUACAGCCCCGGGAAGCUGAGGGGAAACCAGUACAAGAAGAUGAUGACCAAGGAGGAACUGGAGGAGGAACAGAGAGUUCAGAAAGAACAGCUGGCUGCCAUCUUCAAGCUCAUGAAGGACAACAAGGAGACGUUUGGCGAGAUGUCAGACGGCGAUGUGCAGGAGCAGCUCCGGCUCUACGACAUGUAGGGGCCUCCACCCGGCAAGACGCCGCGACGGCUGGGCCGUGACUCCACCCCGACCCGGGACCCAAGCCCGUGCCAUUCUCAGACUUUUGUAGGCUUCAUUUUAUCUUAUAUACAUAGAUGUAGAGGUAGAUCAUAUACAGAGUUGCUCAGUUCUUGCAAUUUAGAUAUCAUGUCACAGGAAUCAGGACUGUUGUCUUCAGAGAAGAAAAAUCCCUGACUUGUUUGGCUUCUGCCUGCUGGUGAGCUUCCAGCUGUCACAUGGGCUCCCCUCCGAGGCUGUCAUCUGAUCCAAAUUAGACCUUCCGUGCAGACCCUGAGCAGGCAGCGGCCCAGAAGGGCUGGCUCGAAGCCUCAGCAUCCCCAGCACAUGGUGUGGAAAGGAUUCAGGGGUGCUGUGGGAUGAGUAUCAGGUCCCACUGCCCAAGCAUCCAGUCUAAUAACACUACACCUUCUUCUUCCUUAGAAGGAUUUCUGGACACUUCCGUAACUGUAUGGAAGCAAGCAGUAGGGGAGCAUCCCUAAACAGCAAAAAGUCUGAUUCAAAGACUCACCUUUGAUCCUGGACCAAAGCAACAGUAUCAGAGUUAAGACCCUCUAAGUUUCUCUUAUUUAAGCGUGAGACUUACUUUAUAUAUAAUUAAGACUUCUAUGAGUGCUUAUCACACACCUAGACCUGUGCUAGACACUGUCAAUGGAAAUAAAAUACACAACACAGUCCUACCUUUAGAGAUUAAAGUUGUGUGGAGGGGAAUUCCCUGGCGGUCCAGUGGCUAGGACUCGGCGCUUUCACUGCUGAGGGUGCGGGUUCAAUCCCUGGUUGGGGAACUAAGAAGCUGCAAGCCGUGGCGCGGCCAAAAAUAAAUAAAUACAUAAAAAUAAAGUCCUUUGGAGAAGCCAGGCAUGUGUACAGGAAAAGAGAACCUCACAAGUCAGCAUUCAAUAAAAUGCCAAAAUGACCUCACAGAGAGAGUCUGGGCCACCUUAGCACAUCAGUAAAGUUCAGUGAGUCAGUGAGUAAAUGACGACGGAAAUAACAGCGAUUCUUCCGUUCUGCCCAGGUCCUGUAUCUGAUCGCCCCACUGGCAGAAA